Molecule: messenger RNA, 4847 nt
Organism: Poecilia reticulata (guppy)
Lineage: Eukaryota; Metazoa; Chordata; Actinopteri; Cyprinodontiformes; Poeciliidae
Gene: bend3
Product: BEN domain containing 3
Biological process (GO): negative regulation of transcription by RNA polymerase II; rDNA heterochromatin formation
Cellular component (GO): heterochromatin
Molecular function (GO): rDNA binding
Source: RefSeq, a predicted model, not a curated record
GAAAAAUGAGUAGUGCUUCUAAUAACUUGUGGAAUUAGAUGCUUAUAGAAGAAACACUGUAAUAUGCUGUGAUCACAGUCAGAGAUCCAUCCAUCCAUUUUCUUUACACCCUUGUCCUACUACUACUAGAAAGUAGUUUGCCUACUGUAAAGACAAAGGUAGAGCAAAAAAGCAUUCUGCAGCUGGAGCUCAAAUGAACAGGAUCCUUACCAAAAAGCUUUUAACGUGCCAUUAAAACAGGCUAAUUAGAUAUAGCUAGUAUUUAUAAUUGUGCAAAAUGAAGUUUCAGCUAAUAAGUUUUUCAAAGCACUCCUAAACAAAACACUGAACUCAUUAGCUUUGUCUCCGUGGAUUAGCGGAAGUGACACAGCAAGCGCGCGCCUCCUACCGUUACGUCACGUCACGCGACGCAGCCGAGAAGCCGAGCGAGAAAAGGAAAACAAAACAAAAACAUCAACAACAACUCAACUAUUACAUUUUAAAAGGAAGCACAUGCAGCCCGCGGACAUGUCCGGCGCUUUGCUAACCCUCCUCAUGGAUGACAUGGAGUCGGAAAGGCCAUGAAUUCCUGUGAGGAUGGAGGAAAUUCAAAUGAAGCAAUGCUUGAGAAAGAACAUCAGCACAUUCAGGAUGUUAAAAAGGAGAAAGAAGAUUUUGCUGUUUGUGAACGAACUCAAGCACAUGAAGGGGGGUCUCCUGAAGUGUCAGAGGCCAAUAAAAGGUCGUCCGCUGAAUCACAUCAGUCCACCAGUAAUAAGAGAGCCAGAGUCUGCUCUGAGGUGAGGUGUCUGACAGAUGAGAGCCACAGGCAUGAGCCUCUUCGCCUCACCGUGGCUGGAGAAAAGGCCCACUGUAUCCAGGAGAGAUCAAGGCUUUCCUACAGAAAGCCUCUUUUCAGCAUCUCUCACAGGAUUUCAGACAAGAGAAACCCACCAAGUCUGGAUCAGCAGGCUAAUCACGGCGGCUUGAGUCAGCUCAGCUUCAGCAGCAUCCUUUCACAGAAGCUCCAAAGUCCAGAAAUAAACGGCGAAAGUGACAUCCUCACCGCCACAGAGUCCUUGGGUCAGACGUCAGCAACAGAGUCAAACCUUUACCCACUGAUUGAGAAAAUGUUUUUCAUCCUCAAUACCCUGAACUCCAGCAUGACUCAGCUGCACAGUAAAGUGGACUUGCUAACGCUGGAAGUCAUGCGUAUAAAGAAGCAGAUCAAGCCUGCUGAGAGGACGGCAGAUUUCCAGCCUCCUCCCGAAUAUCUCCUAACGAAUGAUGAACUCAAUCAGCUGAUGGAGCAUACCUCCAGCGCCGGCGAGCUCAGCUGCCAGCUGCUUGUCCACCUGUUCCCAGAGCUGUUCAAAGCAAAGGAGUGCCCCCAUGACUGCAUGGCAAGCAAGAGAACGCUGGAGUCUCUGCACCUGCAGCUGAUCCGGAACUAUGUGGAGGUUUGUUAUCCCUCAGUGAAAAACAACAGUGUCUGGCAGGAGGAGUGCCUCCUUCAGAUCAAUGACUUUUUUAAUCGCUUCUGGGCACAGAGGGACAUGGAAAGCGCUCGGCUCAUCAAGAAGCAGGCAGUCACUGGUAAUGAGAUGAAAGUGGAGCUUCCUCAAACAUAUCGCUUCAUUAAUGAACAGGGUCAGGAGGAGAAUGUAUCCCUGGAUAACCAGCAGGGUAGCCUGCCAUUGUCCGACGACAGGUUAAAUACUCAAGCUGCAGAAGAGCAGGAUGACUUCUCCUCGCCAGAAGAUUUUGUGAUUUUCCUCAUGCAUCGUCUCUUCCCAGAGCUUUUUGAAGAGGGGAAAAUUCCCGAAGUCUCCAGCAGUUACAGUAACGUGGGCCAGCUCGUUCUGGACUCUGACAAGAUGGAGAUCCUGAGGAAGUACAUGGAAGCAAAUUUCCCUGAUGUCCCUGAGGACAGCUGGCUUCAGUUGUGCAUCCAGCAUAUGGAGGACACACUGGAAGGGCCACACAGCAAUGGGAACGGGAGUGAAUCCGACAACAUCAACUACGAUGGCUAUGACCUGGCCGGCUUUCAGGAAGACCUUCCCAUCAUCAGGGCUCCAGACGCCAGUGAAUUUGAAAGACCUUGUCGCAAGUCCAAGAAGUCGCUGCUCGCAGCCGUGGAUUUUGAAAAUCUGAAGAUUCCUCCACCUGACAUCAGCGUUCCCCAAGAGUACAUCUUAUCCAGGGAGCAGCUGAAGAGCAACUAUGAAUGUAGCUUGUCUAUUGGCAACUUUGCUUCACGCCUGCUGGUGCUCAUGUUUCCCGAGCUCUUCACCCACGAGAAUACCAGAAAGCAGUACAACUGCAGUGGUUCUCUUGGGAAAAAGCAGCUCGAUCCUGUGCGUGUGAAUCUGAUCCGACAUUACGUGCAGCUUGUCUACCCCCGAGCCAGGAACGACAGAGUGUGGAUGCUUGAAUUUGUGGGCAAGCUGGAUGAAAGGUGCAGGAGGCGGGACACAGAGCAGAGAAGAUCUUACCUGCAGCAGCGCAAAGUUGGUGGCCAAGAGCUAGAGCAGGAAUUUCUCUGCCACAUCAACCACAUCACUCCAGACUCUAGAGAGGAUUCAGACAUUCCUUCUUUACCUCCCGAGAAAAGCAGCAAAGACUUCUGUAAGAUCCCCCUCGACAAACUGACCAUUUCCCAACCGGACUUCCCCGUACCUUCCGCUUACCUAUUAUCGGACUCUGAGGUGCGGGAGGUCGUCCAGCAGAGCCUUUCUGUUGGGAACUUUGCCGCCCGGUUGCUGGUGCGCCUCUUCCCGGAGCUGUUCACUCCGGAGAAUCUACGGCUCCAGUACAACCACUCGGGCGCCUGCAACAAGAAGCAGCUGGACCCGGUUCGGCUGAGGCUGAUCCGUCAUUACGUGGAAGCGGUGUACCCCGUGGAGAAGAUGGAGGAGGUGUGGCACUAUGAAUGUGUGCCGAGCAUUGAUGAACGCUGCCGGCGGCCGAACCGCAAGAAGUGUGACAUUCUUAAAAAGGCCAAGAGGUCAAACACUGUGUCAUAGUUGCAGUAUUUUACAGUUAGUCAACACGCAUAUAAGCUGAAACAAUGUUCUUAAGCUCAUGUUUUAUCUUUUGCCUCCAGCAGCAGAAGUUUUUAGGCUUUAGUUUUAUUUUCUAAUGUAUUAAAAAUGUUAAACCGUUCUUGUUUAUAUGUCAGAGCUGUCAGAGCUUGUCUAACACAUUUCUUUCAUAAAUCUAGCCUUAAAACCACAUUAUAACCACAGUAGUAGCUACAAUUAAGAGUCACAAUUUCUCUAUUAGCAGUAAUUACUGAUGUAGCAUCGUGCCACCAGAGUUUUAAUAAUAAAGUACUUACGGAUGGGUCCAUGGGUAUUUGCACAAGAACAUAUUUUAAGAAUUUUUUUCUGUACGUCACAAAAAUGGGUUUAAAAUUAAGCAAUUGGGUGAGAUUUGAGGGAUUUUCAAAUGAAUAACAUCAGAUUGAAUUGUGCUAAUUCAUUAACCAGAUUGUUUGUUACACCUCGAUAGUAGUUGGUUAGUUGGACCCUAUUUUGCCUUCAGAACUGCCUUAACUCAAUGUGGCACAGACGCAAUAAGGUGCCACAGACAACAAUCCUUUGGGAUUUUGAACCAUAUUUUCCUAAUAGGAUCAUGCAGUUGUGCAUUUUUCAGCUCCACAUCCCAUUAGAAAUUGCAUUCCAAAGAAUCUCCAUUGGCUUGAUUAUAGCUGCCGGUGGAGGUGACUGGGAUGCAGUAAACGCAUCAUGUUCAAGAAACCAGUUUGAGAAUUUGAGCUUCGUGACAUUGUGUUUUAUCCUGCCAGUAGUAGCCAUCAGUAAAUGGAUACACUGUCAUAGAUGGGAAAAAUCAGCAACAAUACUAACGGUACUAAAUCACAGAAUUUGUGCCAAGAAAACAUGCUCCAUGUCAUCAUACCAUUGCCACUUAUCUGAACCACUGAUGACAGCCAGGAUGUAUCCGUGCUGUUUUUUAUUUUUUUGUUUAUUCUGACCCACUAUCCAAAUGUCUCAGCCUAAACUACUAGUUUCAAAUCGCAGUCCUCGAGGACCAGAGUCGUGGAACUUUUAAAUGUGUCCCUUGUCCUACACACUUCAAUUAAACUCCGAAACUGCCUCACAAGCAUACGGUGACUCUACAGAGCUCUGCUAAUGAGUUUUUAUUGGAGCCAGGUUUGCUGAAGCAGAGAGACAUCUAAACGUUGCAGGACUUUGGCCCUUGAAGAAUGCAGUUUGAGACUGCUGGUGUAAACCAAGUCUCGUUUGACAUGGUCACUUUUUUCCAAACAGUUUUGUCCAAUUUUAGCAAAUCUGUGUGAAUUGUGUCCUCAGUUCCCUGUUCAGAGACACUAUUCUGCAUAACUCAGCUGCAACCAUUGGUCAUUUGAGCUACUGUUGCCCUUCUUAUCGUCUCGAACCAGCCUGCCCAUUCUUCUGUGACAUUUUUAUCUAUACAACCUUCACACACUCAACCAUGUGACUUUUAAAGUCACUUAGAUCCCCAUUCUCAUGCUCAGUUUAACUUGCUAUUUGUGUUCAGAUGAGGUGAGGUUAGAAUCUGGAAGAGGUGUACUUAUUUAAGUGGCUAGUGAGUGUAAAUUGUAACCUUAAACGUGACCCUUCAAGUUUCUAUUAUUUGGCGUUGUGUUUCUAAAAUACAGUCCAAACUAAUUAUUAAAUGAUCAAUCUUAAAACCAUUUGUGGUUGUGUACAGAAGCAAAGCUCCCGAGUUUUGUCCUUGUCUAAAUAUUGAUGGGCAUAUGACUGUACAUUAAACCUUCUUAUAGAAGUGUAUGUUAUAUUGGUAAUUUAACAUGACAAUGGGUCAUGAUAACCUAUUUCUAAUAAACACAGUUUUAAAAAGCA